UCGAGACCUGAUAAUAUUUUAAUAAUUCUUCAGGUAAGGAACACUAGAACAUGCAAUAGAACUGGCCAGUUGACGGGAUACAAGCUGGUACCUGGCUCAAACUGCUUACCGUUGGCAGGUUCGGAAGCCAAGUUUUUAAGAAGAGCUGCUUUCUUGAAACAUAAUUUCUGGGUAACAACAUAUUCACGUAAUGAGAUGUUUCCUGGAGGAGAAUUUCCAAAUCAAAAUCCGCGUGUUAGUGAAGGACUAGCUACAUGGGUUAAGCAGAACCGAUCUUUGGAAGAAACUAAUAUAGUUCUUUGGUAUGUAUUUGGAAUCACACAUGUUCCCCGUUUGGAAGACUGGCCGGUUAUGCCAGUAGAGCACAUUGGUUUUAUGCUCACGCCUCAUGGAUUCUUCAAUUGUUCCCCUGCAGUAGACGUCCCACCUAAUACAUGUGAAAUGGAUUCUAAAGAUAAUGAAAUUAAGGAUAAUGGUUCUUCGAAGCCAAUUCCGAGUGGGUUGACGGCAAAGCUUUAGGAAAUUGUCCCACCAAAAGUUUGGGUAUGGGUUGCUGGUAAGAGAAACUCAAGUACUAUUUUGGUAUCCCUGAAAUAUGAAGUUGAGCAAUUUAUAUUUUUUUAAUCUAGAAUAUUGAUUAAGCUGUGAACUAAAAUCGUGAUCUCAUUUAUUCUGGAAAGCUUGUGUAGAAAGCUUGUUGGUAAUAUUCGUUUGAUUUUCUUUGUACUUGAGAAUCUGAUUUCAAAUUUGACUGUAGAUGCUGGUAGUGAAACAGUGAAUCUGACGUUAUUAUUUGGUUCAAAAUAAAUGGUUCGAUACCGGGCUUCAUAUCAGGAUUCAA
Messenger RNA from Vigna umbellata (rice bean), 841 nucleotides. The record is from RefSeq and is a predicted model, not a curated record. Lineage: Eukaryota; Viridiplantae; Streptophyta; Magnoliopsida; Fabales; Fabaceae.